This is a messenger RNA of Arvicanthis niloticus (Nile rat), 6112 nucleotides long. NCBI's taxonomy places the organism in Eukaryota, Metazoa, Chordata, Mammalia, Rodentia, Muridae. The record is from RefSeq and is a predicted model, not a curated record.
GGGAGAUGGGAAGGGUCCGGACCACCUUCAAACUGGGCAUGCUCAGUGGCAGAGCUAUUUUGGCUGGGACUGUGAGCCAGGACUCCAGGAUCCCUGCUCCCAGCCGCACUGCACAGCAACUACACAGCCUCCCUUCCUCAGGAGAGCCAGACGCUGCGACGCCCGCCCCCUGCAGUCUGCGUUGCGGCCGCCGGCCACCGGAGGGGGGCGAACCCACGUCAACCUGUUGUUUGUCCAGUCCCUAUUGAUCAAGUCAGCGCCACAAGGAAGUGCGGCACCCACACGCGCUCAGAAAGUUCAGCAUGCAGGAAGUUUUGGGAGAGCUGGGCCAGUAGCUGGGCGUCCCUGGCAGCUCUGGGCAGCGCGGGGCAGCGCAGGCGGUGAAGGCUCGGGGCUGCACAGUAGAAGUCCACCGGCCCAACCCCGUGGGCUCUAUUCAUUUAUUUUUGGAGCGACGCUGUCCCUAGGUCGCUGAUCCCAAAUGCACCGGCUCGUCUUAGUCUCCAUUCUCGUGUGCGCGAACUUUUGCUGCUUUCAGAACACUUUUGCGACUCCGCAGAGCGCAUCCAUCAAAGCUUUGCGCAAUGCCAACCUCAGGAGAGAUGAGAGAAAUCACCUCACAGACUUGUACCGGAGAGAUGAGAACGUUCGGGUGACAGGCAAUGGCCACCUGCAGAGUCCUCGCUUCCCCAACAGCUACCCGAGGAACCUGCUCCUGACAUGGCGACUCCAUUCCCAGGAGAAAACACGGAUACAACUGGCCUUUGACCAUCAAUUUGGACUAGAGGAAGCAGAAAAUGACAUUUGUAGGUAUGACUUCGUGGAAGUUGAAGAUGUCUCAGAAAGCAGUACCAUUGUCAGAGGAAGGUGGUGUGGCCACAAGGAGAUCCCUCCAAGGAUAACUUCAAGAACAAACCAGAUUAAAAUCACAUUCAAAUCUGAUGACUACUUUGUGGCAAAACCUGGAUUCAAGAUUUAUUAUUCAUUUGUGGAGGAUUUCCAACCUGAAGCAGCCUCAGAGACCAACUGGGAAUCAGUCACAAGCUCUUUCUCUGGGGUGUCCUAUCACUCUCCAUCAGUAACGGACCCCACUCUCACUGCCGAUGCCCUGGACAAAACUAUCGCUGAAUUCGAUACCGUAGAAGAUCUGCUUAAGUACUUCAAUCCAGCGUCUUGGCAAGAUGAUCUGGAGAAUUUGUAUCUGGACACCCCUCAUUAUAGAGGCAGGUCAUACCAUGACCGGAAGUCCAAAGUGGACCUGGACAGGCUCAAUGAUGAUGUCAAGCGUUACAGUUGCACUCCCAGAAAUCACUCAGUGAAUCUCAGAGAGGAACUGAAGCUGACCAAUGCAGUCUUCUUCCCACGAUGCCUCCUCGUACAGCGCUGUGGUGGCAACUGCGGUUGUGGAACUGUCAACUGGAAGUCCUGCACGUGCAGCUCAGGGAAGACAGUGAAGAAGUAUCACGAGGUAUUGAAGUUUGAGCCUGGCCAUUUCAAGAGAAGGGGCAAAGCUAAGAAAAUGGCUCUUGUCGAUAUCCAGUUGGAUCAUCAUGAGCGGUGUGACUGCAUCUGCAGCUCAAGACCACCUCGAUAAAACACUAUGCACAUCUGUACAUUGAGUGAAAGGACCUUUAGGUUAAGAAGAGAUGGUAUGGGACCCUUGUCCCACUCUAAGCAGCCCAAAUUGCUUCUAAUCUAUAGUGCAGUGAAUACAUAUGGAUAUGUUGCUUUGUUAGUGCCAUGACAAGAAGAAGCAUAUGCCACCAAUAUCUAUAUCCUUAAACAUAGGAAUUCACUUAUUAAUAGUAUGUGAAGAUGUGUAUGUAAUACCCAGAUACAUGUCUAGCUCGGUGUGUGCAAAUAGAUGAUAUACUUUAUUCAGUAUAUUUACUGAGGUCCUCCAGAGACAAAUGAUUCGAUUAUUACUUGAUAUUUUGCUAAAAUAAGAAAAUGUGUCAAACAUAUAAAACAUCUUUCAAAAAUUCAGAAGAUAAGUUUAUUUUAAAACUUUGUAUGACAAAAUGUAUCAGAUCUUGCUACCUUAAAGAAGACAUUUGUCCUUCAAAUGAAAGAUGAGACUUUCUUAUGUGUAUACCUUAAUUCUAUGAAGAAAAAUACAUAGUUUAUGGCAAUAAAAAAACCAAGUUUUAAAAUAUUUUCUUCAUGAGAUGCACUACUCAUCUACAAAUGUGGACAGUAAUUAUCUGUCUUCAUGACUAUACCAAAGUAAUACAGGAGAGUUAACAACCAAAUUAUUAAGUCCUCUUUUAUGUAUUUUCUCAAUGCAAGCUAAUUCACUGAGCACACUUCUCAAUGAAUUGCUCAGGGACUUGUGUUAAUAGACAAGCAAUAUUCAAUAGACAAGCAAUAGGUUGCUGCAGAAUUUUUAAAUUUUUUUUAUUCUAAAACAUGCAGAAAAGCACAUGCUUUUACGAAGUGCAUGACAUUACACCUGAGCCUUUCAACAUGAAAGUCAUGGCAAGACUUGGGUGAUAGAGAGUCAGAAGUAAGCAAAUAUUGACAUAACUGGAAAUCAAAUGGGCUGUUUAAUAAGGUCCACAUUUAAAAAAUGAGUCUAAGUCUUCUAAACUGUGCCAAUAAUUUUUCUGUGUUUUUCUCUUGCAGUUCUGUCUUUUCAAUAUAUGUACAUGAUCUUAUAUCAUAUUAUGCGAGACAAGUGAUUAUGGAAUUUAUAGCCUAAAAGUGUUUAUGUAUUAACAAAACUACUAGAGCCAGCUAUAAGUUGUGGAGACAUGCAUUUGGUUCUGCCAUCCCACUGGAAAGGUUUUUGUUCUGGUUAUGAAGAGGGAGAGUUAAGUUUCCUCAAUGGCUCUUCUAUAUCUAUUCUAAAGAGAUUGAUUCCAAAAAUGGGAAGGUGUUCAUUGCUCUCCAGACAAGAUGUUUAGGAGAGAAUCCUGAAGUCAAGUUGGCUUGGUUCUGCUCCCAGGAAACUAUAUUUUUCUUUCUGCCUUGAUUUCUUCUAUGAGUCCAACACUACCCUGAGCACAGAGUAUUUUGUUUCUGGAUCUGUGCACAGACUGCUUUGGUCCAGUGUCAGAUGAGUAGCUCAUACACACUUACAUUGCUAAGUAUGAUGUUGUCCAAGCCAAGUUAACAACUGUGUGCAACAAACCUGUCGUUACUGACACUUAUCUUCUAAAGGUUCUCUGCAAUCAAUUAUCUGUCGCCUCUACUUAAAUGAUUAUCAAAAUUAAAUAGUAUAUUGUUAAGUUGUCAAGCAUGCCACAGAACAAUGAGAAGCAAGCCAAGCCCACAAUCAAGAGCCAUUUUUCUCCCAUGGCCAUUUGGAAGCUUCCUGUGAAACAACGGCUCCGACACAAAAAACAAGCUAUGUAUUUCAUUACUCACGUAAAGGGCACAGCUCAACCAUAGCUGUGAAUAUAAAACAUUAGAGUGGUUUUUUUUUCAAUAAAUCUUCUAGGAGGCAGUAACCAAUUAAAGCCUUAUCUGUACUUUUUAUUUAUUAGCUGUAAUCUAAACAGACAUGUACUAUACAGCCUUUUCUUUUGUGAGCAUUUUAUUAAGCCCAAUCCCUUGGUUAUAUGCUCUCUGUUGCACAUCCAGUGUGUAAUAAAUAAAUCUUUCAUUGCCAUCUAAGGAGAAAGAAUAAAAAUAAACAAUUGAACAAGUUUUAUUUCAAAACAAACUAAUAAAUACACAGAUCUGCAUAGCCCACUCACUCAGAAUAAUACCUUUCAUUCAAUAUGGCCUUAUAGGGCAGAAAACGUUCGUAAGUGGAGGGCUUUUAUGAUUAUGUGUCAUAUCAGUAACAUGCAGCUUUUCCUCUCACAGUAUUUUCUAUAGAAAUGUAAUAUGCCUCUUAUCUUCAUAAAAAAAAAUAAAUACUGCUUUUGAACAAAACCACUCUAUUACUUAGUUCUGAAUUUCAAUUUUAAAAGCUAUGCAAUAUUAUAAAGGUACUUUCACAAGUGCAUCUAACGAGAGUGGCAAGGUGGGAGAUAUUUGAGAGGAGAGGCUCCUGAUCUGAGCCCACAGACCUCCGUGUUGUCUGCCUUCCAACUCAGGCAGCCAUUGCUCAUGCUUCCUUGUUGGUAGUCUUGGGUCUUAUGUUUUGUUCUUCAGUCAGCCUUUCAGUGAAGAUGUUGCUCACCUAAGUAAGAGUGUUCCCAUCUUCUUCAUCACAGUCUCAUCUCUCUUACCCACUCUUCCCUGUACUUAUGGCUGGACACCCAGCUGAUGGGUCACUGCUGCCUGUUUAGAGAAACCAGCUCUGAUCCCUCCCCCUGAGGGAGCAUAGACCAUGACCAUAAAGAGGACUCUUUUCCAUGCAACAACACUUGACUUCAGGUUGUUCUUUGUUGUCAUUCUGCUGGAGACAGAAUGGUGGCCGCUGCAGAGACUGUAGCAACCUUGCUUCUAGCUUGAUAGCUACAGAUGGUUUGGAGAAUAGGUAGGUACAGAAAUGUGUGUGUUAAAUGACAAGAACUUUACCAGCAGAAAUAUGAGCUAAUACGUUAACCAAGGGGUUGGAAUUGGGAAAAGAUUAAGCAGUACUAUGUAAAGACAAUUAAUUCAGAUAGCUUGGAAUUUUAUGUGAUGCAUCAUGAAAAUGAUAUGCAAAACAUUUAAUGUAAAGGCAUUAAGAAUUUAAUUCCAUCUCCUAAAAUGUACAUGUGUCCAGUUUUACUCCACUACUAACUCCACAGAUGUCCAAAUGGCUCAUAUUUUCAAAGGAUCUUCUGGUACAACAUUAAAUUAAAAUGUACAGAUUUGUAAUCAUUCCAGAAAUCCUAGAAAAUGCAUUUUUGUUUAUUGGCAUUUCCUACAAAACAUGCUGCAAAACAGAAUAUUUAUAACACAUUGCGUUUAUUGGCAUUCAUGAAACCCUGUUGUUUUUAAAUAUCAGGUUCAACACUGAAGAGGUCUACAAAAUAGAGAAGACCCCUAAGAUUUGUCAAAUGAAAAUAGGCAUUACUAGGUAAAGAGCGAGUUGCUUAAUUUAAGUUUAUUUUGUUCUGUUUAUUUUGGGGAUGUAUACUUUGUUCAUUUGUUUGUUUGUUGUUAAAAUUAUAUUUUUCUUUUUUUCUUUUAUUGAAAAUAGAUUUUUUUAUAGAAUAUAUUCUGAUUACAGUUUCUCCUCCCUCUACUCCUCUUAGUUCCUUCCCACCUCCCCUCCCAUCCAGAUCCACCCCCUUUCUGUCUCUUCUUAGAAAACAAACAGGCAUCUAAGAAACAUUAAUAAAAUUAAAUAAAAUGUGAUAUGUUAAAAUGAAAAACAAACGAAUCAGGAUACAACAAAACAAACAGAAGAAAAAGAGCCAAAGGAAAGGGACAAGAAACACAUAUACACACAUGAAUCUUGUUAAAAAAUAAAGACAAAUCUGGAAGCAAUAAUAUAUGCACAAAGGACCAAUAUAGUUUUUUAAAAAGAAGAAUUUCCUCGCUCAAAAUUAUGAGACAAAGAAUCCUCAAAGAUACCUUUGAGUUAAUUUUGUAUUGGUCAUCUACUGCUGGGCACAUAGUCUACCCUUAAGAGUAGUUCAUUUCCCCAGUGAGAUUCCUCUGGAGAAUACUUAUUUUCAUUUUCAAGUGGUUAUCAACUAGAGAGAGCCUCUAGGUUAAGGAUGAGGAUGUGUGUCCACUUCUCUACUCAAUACUGGGACCCCAUCUGAUACAGACUCUGUGUAUGCUGUCACACAAUCUCUGUGAGUUUAUAUGUGCAUCAGUCAUGUUGUGUUUAGAAGGCCUUGUCUCCUUGGUACCCUCCUUUUCCUCUUACCCUCUUACUGCUUCCUCUUCUGAAGAGUUCUCUGAGCCCUGAAAGGAGACAUUUGAUGGGGACGUCCCAUUUAGGGCUGAGUGUUACGAGGUCUCUCAGUCUAUGUGCAUUGUCUCACUUUGGAUCUCUGUAUUUGUUCCCACCUGCUGCAAGAGAAAGCUAUGAUACUGGCUGAGUAAACUACUGAUCAUUAGGAGUCAUUUUGUUUGUAUGUUCCUUUAGCAGAAGAAUAGUAUUCUGUUUUACCCUAGGUCCCUGUGCUAUCUAGUCUUAGGUUAUUGACCACCCAAGUGUGGUCACGUAUGGUUUCUAUCUCAUAGGGUGGACAUAAAUAAAAUCAUAUAUUGACUG